UGUUUAUGGUUCCAGAGAGUUACAUACAAAUGAUCCAUUCAACCAAAGUCAUCAAAUUUUCCAGGUUUAAUUUGUUUGAAUUUGGUUUCAGUGAAAAUAUAUGAACUGUGAAAAUUUCGUGAAAAGUUUCAUUUUUUAUUGAAAGCCUACCAUUCAUGGGAAUAUGUUACAUGCUGGUCGCCUCCUCAAGGUGUUGGUUCUAGCGUUGAUAGUUUCAGGAGUCAGUGCUUUCCAGCCGGAGUUUGCGGAGCCCAUCGUUAAUUUGACGAUACCUGUAGGGAGAGAUGCUACAUUUCGAUGUCUAGUACAUAAUUUAGGAGGAUAUAGGGUUGGCUGGGUAAAAGCAGAUACGAAGGCCAUACAAGCAAUACACGAUCACGUGAUAACGCAUAACUCAAGAGUGUCAGUAUCCCAUAACGAUCACACCACUUGGAACUUGCAUAUCAAAAACGUACAAGAAGAAGAUCGGGGAGAAUAUAUGUGCCAAAUCAACACAGAUCCGAUGAAAAGUCAGCUCGGUACUCUGGACGUAGUAGUUCCACCAGAUUUUAUAUCGGAAGAAACUUCUGGUGAUGUCAUUGUCGCUGAAGGGGGAAUGGUCAGAUUGACUUGCAAAGCGAAAGGCCAUCCCACCCCAGAGGUUCAAUGGCGUAGAGAGGAUGGCAAGGAUAUAGUUUUGAGGACACCUACAGGACUCAAAACAAAAGUGGCAUUCUAUCAAGGGGAAAUACUCAGAUUGGCCAAGAUUUCAAGAACGGAGAUGGGAGCCUACAUGUGCAUUGCAACAAACGGAGUGCCCCCCACAGUCAGCAAAAGAAUCAUUGUUAACGUGCACUUCCAUCCUGUGAUUCACGUUCCAAAUCAAUUAGUGGGCUCUCCAGUUGGAACCGACGUUUCGUUAGAGUGCCAUAUCGAGGCCUUUCCCAAAUCUAUCAAUUACUGGAUUAGGGAUACAGGGGAAAUGGUUGUAAGCAGCUAUAAAUAUGAUGUCCAGACAUCAAGCAAAUCACAAUUUGAAGUAAGAAUGACGGUGAAAAUCAGAAAUCUUCAGAAAGAAGAUGCCGGUUCCUACAGGUGUAUUGCAAAGAAUUCAUUAGGUGAAGUUGAAAGUAAUAUAAGGCUUUAUGAUAUCCCUGGUCCUACCAGAACGUAUCACACAUUAGAUGAGGAGGACUACAAUGACCAAGUAGGAUCUGCGGAGUUGGACCAAGACGAUUUAUCGAAUAAUAUAUUAGAAUUAGAUCGACCACUUACCACAUCUACAACUGCUCGUGGCUUACAUGAAAACAAGUUCGGAAAUCAUGUUCCAACUGACGCCCCAAUAAACAAAUCUUUUCAUUUAACGCCAAGUUUACUCACCCUCUUAAUCAUGUUAUUUAAAAUAUGACAAAACCCGAAACUGAUAGUAAAAUAAUGACAAUAAUGUUUAAAUACCUUCAUCACUGAAAAUAUCGAAAUGUUACUUUUUCCUGUUCGGUUUUAAUAGAUGAUUAUUGUGUACUGUUUUAUAUUUCAUUUUAUUUUUCGAAGAUUUAUUACUGUUGAAAUCUUUUAAGAAAUUUAUUGUUAUUUUUAGAUCUAUCAAAAUUCCAUCUUUUCAUCUCACUAGACGUAUAAAUUACUGACUGAAUAGGGGUAAAAUUUCGAGAAAAUUACUUGGGGAGUUAGAAUACGGCUGAAAGAAACUAGUUUAAUUCAUUAUAUUUCAUAUUUGUGGCAUUAGAAAAGUUUAUUUAAUAAUAAAUCUCGAAUGUAAAUCACGAGAUAUUCAUAAAACCGUGAAUUACUGUGCUUUUUUUGCAUUCAGUGUUUCAUUCGCAUUUAUAUUCUGUUCAAUCUCUGCGCAACUUUUUUUAUUAUACAGAUUUGUAAUUGUAAUUUCUAUUUGUAAACCACAAAACUCCCCAUUGCGACUUAUUGGAACUUGGACUGGGAUUCUGGGAAGCCAAAAUUAUAGGCCAAUUAAUUUUUUGAUAAUAUUUUACUCGAUAUCUGUAAGUACAAUAAGUAUACUCGUAAAUGAACAACUAAUUACUAUUCCAAAAAGUAAAGCAUAAUAUGAAAUAACCAAAAUAAAUAUUAUGGCUAUAUACUAAUUCUCAAUUUCUUUCAGCAUAGAUCUUUCAAACUCGAAACAUAAACAAAAUAUUCAAAUAAGACCUAUUUAUGUACUAACAAUAUCGAGAAUGAUCUUUAAUCGUAGGUAUAUUGCGUUCAUUUGAAUUGUCUUUAUAAUUCGAUUGUCUUCCAAGAAAUCUUAACCCUUAAAAAAAAUGUUAGUUAUAAACCAAAUCUGAUAAGAUAUUCAUUGAAUUAUAAAAAUUAUAUUUGUUCGGAAUGAAUUUUCUCCCUUUGUUUUAAAGAUGUAAGGAUAAAUUGUAAAUAAACUAAUAAAGAUGUAAUUUAAAUCAAAUUGAAUAAAAAAUAAUUAUACGAA
Coccinella septempunctata (seven-spotted ladybird) is the source of this 2437-nucleotide messenger RNA. RefSeq names its product lachesin-like. Lineage: Eukaryota; Metazoa; Arthropoda; Insecta; Coleoptera; Coccinellidae. Gene Ontology annotation, cellular component: neuron projection. The record is from RefSeq and is a predicted model, not a curated record. Bases 164 to 1387 code for a protein of 407 amino acids. The transcript has 9 exons.